AUGUUCGGCAAUACAUUUGAUGACGUGAAAAAGUUUAACAAGCCAUUUAUUAGAAAAACUGCUUCUGAAACAUCCCAACUCAUGAUCAUUUCAAUAAAACUUUUAACAAAUCGUCAAGCAUUUUGUUUUAUGAGAGUAGAAGAACUUUGUCAUCGUUUCUCGAAAGAGCAACGAGAGAUGUUAAGAAGGAAAGCUCAGCUCAUUAAACGCAUAAAUAUGAUAAUGGCUGGCAUCAACUAUGAAGAAGAGAAGAAAUAA
Clunio marinus is the source of this 258-nucleotide messenger RNA. Lineage: Eukaryota; Metazoa; Arthropoda; Insecta; Diptera; Chironomidae. The record is from the annotation of a GenBank genome assembly.